UAGGUACGUUCACGGCGAGAUCACCUGAUACAGUGAUUGUAAACAAACAUUCGAUUCAGUGAUGAAACUUUUAUUUUCACCAUUAUUCGGCUCUUUUAAGUGGAUACUGCCCGUUAAUGUCUACACCCAUAGUGUCUAGGACAUAUUAAUUCACAAACCUGGCUACUGGGACCAGUUUCAUCGCCUCCGUCGUAUAAAAUAAAGGAAAUGAAUAAUAACCACAGAAGACAAAACAGUCGAGGAAGAUCAACAGUUUUAAAAGUUGUGAUCCUUGGAGAUGGAGGAGUUGGGAAAUCAUGCCUCAUGAAUCGAUUCGUAACCGACCGCUUUGAUGAGCAUUCCUUUCAUACUAUAGGUGUUGAGUUUCUAAAUAAAGAAAUAGAAUUGGGUGGAGAAACAUAUACCCUACAAAUUUGGGAUACUGCUGGACAGGAAAGAUUUAAAAGCCUUAGAACACCAUUUUAUCGUGGUUCUGACAUGUGUAUUUUAACUUUUUCUGUUGAUGAUCCUCCAAGCUUUAAAAAUUUGGAUACCUGGCGGAAGGAGUUUGUUUACUAUGCAGAUGUCAAAGCAGAUUUUCCAUUUUUAGUUGUUGGAAAUAAGAUUGAUCUUGAAAGAAAGGUAACCACUGAAGAAGCAGAGGCCUGGUGUAAAGAAAAUGGUGACUUGCCAUAUGUAGAAACUUCAGCCAAAGAUGCAACAAAUGUCGAUACUUCUUUUAUGAUGUGCUUGAGACGAUGGGCAAACAUUGAAGGACGACAGGAAAGACUACCAAUGCCAGAUACUGUACAGUUAGACAGCAGUGGGUCUCAGCACCAUUUUUGUUCUUGUUCCUCGUAACCAAGUACGAUAGCUAAUUCAGGUGGAUCUAGUAAUGGAUGAAUUGAUAGACUGCAGACUCAAAUAUGUGGAUGGGAUAAUCUAGUAGUAUGAAAACUUUGAAUCUUGAAGUGGAGAUUAUUUAUAGCAUUUAGAAUUAAUAUGUGAUACAACUGAACUUAAUUAUAUUUUAAUAUUCACCUGCUAGUGAUAAUAUUGUGUAGAAUAAUACUGUUUUUUUAAAGUUAUGAAUUGUUUGUAUUUGUUAUCAAUUUUUUACUGAAUGAACUGGCAAAUUGUAUAUCAGAAAUGUAGCGCAAGCACUCCAUUUACUGUAACUGAUAGACAGGGCAUGAAAUAUUCAUAAACACAGCCAUUUCACACCAGAUGCAAACUUGAAUGUGAUGCCAGACUUUGGUCAUGACUUACCAGAAUGAUCACAAAACAUAAUAUGCAAGUUACGAUAGUCAGUAUGGAAGCUAUGAUGACAACCAGAGAAUUCUAAUACAUUUAAAUUUCUGCAAAAAAUGUAACUCAAGGAAGCGUAUUAAUUUAUAAACAUGAAGGCAAGUGUUUUAUGUAACUUAAGUUUAAAUAUGUGCACUGGGUGUUUUGUGAUGGUUUAGAUGAGGCUAAGGAGACAUGCCACUAAUGAUAGAGGUUAUGAAAGCAAAUGAUGAUUUGCUUAUGAUAUGGAAUUACUUUGGGUACACAAACAUCUGACACCAGUUUUAAGAUUAUGGUUUUAAUAGGUACAUUGGUAGAGCUGGAACAGAGUGAAGAUAUGACUCGGAACAGGUCACAACUACAUGAUAUUGACAUGUUUAAACCCACAAUGUUACUAAAAUGACUGUUUUUAUUUUAAUCAUAACCUUGCCAUAAUCUAGUUCUGAAAUUGACGACUUCCUUGUGCCUGUUAACUACUCUCUAUUACCAUGAAGAUAUAUUACUGCAAUAUAAUAUGAAUUAAUGUCAAAAUACUGCAAUAUAAUAUUGUCAAAAGUUGAUAAAUUCAAGGACAAUCCUUUUUAGACAGUAUUACACAAUGGAAAACUAAAGGACUGGUGAAAUGGAAAAUAUUGUUACCAACUCAGUGAUACUGACAAUAUAACUUCUCAUCCCAUGUGUACAGUGGUAAUUAAUGUUUAUCAUUAGUAGCUUAGCUAGUGUAGUAUCUGGUGUGAAUUGGCCUUUACCUUAGAGCUAUUAAGGACAAGAUCUGCAAACAAACUCUGUUUAGAAUCUUAUAUUUUCUAGUAGGUUUGACAUUUUUUUGCAGUGUUUAUUUUUUAAAAUGGCACUGUUUAUCCUUUAGUUUGUUUUGACUGUAACAUACAAAGGCAGUUCAGCUCUUUAAGCCAUCAAAAUAGGAAAGAGGAGAUACCACUUCAUCUUUAUACAAUGCUUACCUAAACAGAGGUAUACUCAGUAUUGAAAUAAAUAUAAUUGUUAUGAAUUAUAUCAAGAUACUAGAUCAUUAUUUUUCAUAAAGUUCUGUACAACUAUAAAUACUGCUUUCAAUGUUAGAAGUAUUUUGAAUACUGCAGUACAGCACAAUACUAAUAUAAGAGGCAAAUGGUCAGGUUUUAUAUAUUGGAUUUAUUAAUUGAUACAGUAAUAGUAAUGCAGAAGUCAAGGGAAAAUGUCCUAGGAAAUGCACUUUCCCAGGUGUACAUGAGGGCAGCUGAUAAUGAGAAUCUUUUCAAAGGUGUGACUUCCAGAGUUUCACCAGCACCUCAGUGGCGUGGUUGUUUUGGUGUUUGCUUCUCACCUCGGUGGUCGUGGGUUCGAUUCUCGGCCAUUCCAUUGAGGAGUGAGAGAUGUGUAUUUCUGGUGAUAGAAGUUCACUCUCGACGUGGUUCGGAAGUCACGUAAAGCUGUUGGUCCCGUUGCUGAAUAACCACUGGUUCCAUGCAAUGUAAAAACACCAUACAAACAAACAAUCCAAAGUUUCACAAAAUACUAUCCUACAGUGAGUACAGUCACUACUACAGUACUGUUGGAAAGUAUUAUGAAGAUACAUAUUAAUGAACAUUCAGAAAAGUGGUUCUAAGGCUCAUUUUGACAAGAGGAUCAUAAACUGUAGAGGUAACUCAUAAUUGGUGUAAGUCCAAAGGGUGAGAUAUUAGGGAAAUGAGCUGUAAUAUGCUGAAACUCAGGUAAUAUGAUAAGAAAAGGGCUACAGAAAUCUUUAAAGAAAGAAGGAAAGGCUGUAUUAUUAUCUCAUCAGAUGCUAAUUUUUAAUGAGUUCAGCAAGAUUGCUGUGUUAAAAUAUUCUUUUAAUACAGUACUCCAGCCUGAGAUUUCUUAUGUUUCAUAUCUUCUAUGUUGCUGACUAGGGUUUAUGAAAUUUCCAUGAGAUGAAGCUCUAUACUUACCCCAUAUUGUGCUUUCCUAAUUGCUUGAUAUUUUUAAAAAGUAAAUUAGCUCUUUUUAUCCCUCUUUAAAAGAAAACAAUGUCUAAAGGGUAACUUUGAAGUACUGUGCAAAGAUUUUGAUUAGUAGGUUCAAUAGAAAAUGAAAUGAUUAUGUUCUACUUAUGUUAGUCCUCUUUCCUUUUUUAUGGUGUAAGAGCUUGACUUUUUAAAAUACCUAUAUAUGAUUUACUCUACUUAUAUUUACCAUAAAUUGAGAACCUAAAACUAUAUAAUGUAUAUACUGUAGUAGCUGGUGUCACUCCUAUAAAUGUGUUUUGUUUUAUGGACAUCAAAGAUGUUUAAUUUUUUUUAUAUUACAAGUGUAAACCUGAAAGCUUGGCCUGUUAAGUAGAUGAACAUGUCUGAAUUGAAGUGUAGAUGUAAACAUUUUUAAAUAUGAAAUUUCAUGUAAAUAUUGUGUGCUAUUGUAAGUGUUUUUUUUACACAAUUUUACUUUUAAUGUUUCUUGCCAAAAUAGGAUAAAAGCAUGUUCUUAUCAUGUAUAUUAAAAGUUAUGUUCCAAGAACUAAAGCAAGUUGACUUUUCUCUUAAAUCAUAUUUAUGUAUACUAGCAUCUUUGCAAUGGAAUGUGUAGAGCUUAGCUUAUCACAACAUAUUUCUAAUAGUGUAUGUACAAUAUUCAUCAAGACAUUGAUGACAUAUCUUUAAAAAUUGCAUGCCACGAGGAUUUUUAGCCAUGCAUUUUUCUCAUUGAGGAUAGCAGUGCACUUUAUAAAACCUGGUACCCAGGUGGUAUACCAAGGUUUGCUGAAUUGUGCAUGUGUAUUUGUAAAAGUGGCUGUGAAGGGCUUUAAAAGCAAAGGGCUUAUGGUAACAGUUAAGGCAUAGUCAUUCUUAACAAAUUUUUGGACAUGAAACAAGUGCUGUAUUGAAUGAUUUUAUGUAAAUGAUAAAGGAAAAUGAGUUAAAAUUAGGAAAAUUAAUAGAAAUGAGACAAUCUCUCACAGCCUUCAUUCACUUAUUAUAUCAGGCUAUUAGAGCUGAUAACAAGGGGUUAUCCUUAUUCUUAUUUUACCAGGUUAUUAGAUUUGAAAAUGAGGGCUCAUUCUUUUUAUCACUUAACUAGAACAGCUUGUAGUAAUGUAAUUAAUUUCAUUAGUGGUAUUUUUGAAGCCAUUUUGGGGUGUCUUAACUUGUUUUUAACUUAAAAGAGUGAUGUCAUGCCUUAAAGUAGUUAAUCACUUUUCUGGACGGAGCAAAGUGUGUAGAUUACCAAAAACAUUAUUGACAACGUGAUAUCUUUUGUACAGAACUUGAUUAAUUUGAGUUUUUGCCUUCAGAGCAUGACUGAUUGCUGCCAAAACCAAAUAUCUUGUUCGUAGUCUCAAAAUAUCUUAACUAUGAGAAUGUAUGUGUAGCAGUAAACAAAUUUCAUUUUCUUUUGUUGUCAGAAUAAGAUCUGAGCACUAUUACAAAAAUUACACAUUUUUUGGACUUUCAAAGAAGCUCUUGACAGGUAUUGUGGGGCUUGAAAUUUAACCUGCUUUGCUAAUGCCAGUACAGAUUCUACUGUACUGGAACUCUGUCCCUCUUUUCUCUCCACAGCCAUCUAAGCAUACAGUCCCUUAGAAACACCAUCUUACUUGCUUAAAGAUAAAUGCUCAAUUGUAAGACACAUCAGCAGAUUAUUAGCAAACUAGUAGUAUAUGUACUACCAGACAUAGACAUUCGAAAUAAGUAAAUCACUACAUCAUGUACUACUAAAUAAUGUGCAAAGAAUGAAAGAUACCAAAGAGACAACUAACAUACAGUCUUUGGAAAACACUGAUUACAGUAACAGUACAAAUUAUCUAGAUAAAUACUUUUGCCAAAUCAAAAACAAAAACCAAUAAGUAUGGUACACUUGGCAUAUGAUACCAAAGUUAUCUACUAUUGUGAUAAAAUAUGUUAUUCAUCUUUGACAACAGUUUUUUUAUGCCUUAUCAAUAACCAGUAUGAAAGGAAUCAUUAAACAAUUAGCAUCAUUAGCUACAAAAACCUGUUUCCUGAACAUGGUUCAUUACUUUAAUUAUUCAUGUAAUUAGCCCCAAUAGAGACAAGCAGUGUUGGCAGUUACAUAGUAUGUAGUUUCAUUAAAUAAUUAAUAAAGGACUUUUUUGGGUGUAAUAUAAGGAGAUCUAAUACACUCACUCAGCUAAAGUUCAAUCUAAAUACACGAGGUAUAACGUAGAUAAUGUAGGUUCAUCCACCUAGAUGAUGUUUGAGUGUAAAUUGAUAACUGUGGCUACAAUUUGAAAACCGAAAAACUUUUAAGACAUGGAUGCUCACCAUUCAGAAAACACCUUAAAGCAGUAUAAAAAAGCUUUCUACUAACACAUAAAAACUUUCACUGUGACUGGAUGUAAAUGAUUAUAUAAUUUCAUUGAUGACAGAAUGACCACAUUUUAUUUGUGAAUUCUGAUUGGUGACAGUACCUUCAAACCUGGGUAAUAAUAUUAGGGUCUCUUGUCAUAAAUUCUAAGGAUAUACUUGAAUUGCUGAUCUAUGUAACAACUAGGAAUUACUUUCAACUGUCAAGAGACAAUUAGGUUUUAUAUAUUUAUACUUUUAACUAUUUUUCUUUCAUAGUGGUUGGCUAUAGCUGAUGUUUAGAUUUUCCACGUUGCCUAAACAAUGAGCCCUAAUCUCAAAAAUCCAAUGACAUGUUAAAUAACAUAUCAUUAUUAACAACACUGUGAUUUAUAACAUGCAAUACCAAAAACAGGUAUAUCUUGACUAAUCCACUAACCUGUAAUCCAGUUCCUCCACUAAUUUGGCAUCAAUGAAAUUUCCCAGGCCAGCGUAAUUUAAAAUUUCCUGGGCCACAGCAAACAGUUCCACUUACAAUAGAUUUGUUCAAUUGCUGGUGUGCUGCCUCCCACACGAGAUCAUUGCUUGCUUUCUAGUAUUUACGUAUUCUGUAGUUUGUUCUAAUUUAAACCCAGUUUUGGCUCCAGUGGAAAAGGUUGUGCAUCCCAUGCUGUGAAGAGUACAGUGUGCAUGUGUGGUUGGUAUAACCAAGUUCCAGUGUAAAAGUAAUAUUACUCAAAACAUUGGGCUAGAACUCACACAUCAUGGUAAUGAUUAUUAUAGGCUAUAACAUAUAUAUUUGCACUUGAAAUAGAAUGAAAAAGUUAUGAUGUAGACACAACGACUAAUAUACGUUUCGAUACCAACAUCUGAGACAAUUCCAUUUAUGUGAUGUCACCACCUAAAUUAGGGAUUCAACAAUGGGAUUGGAGGUUUUUAUUUUAACUACUGUAUUUGCAAUGUUUAUCAAUAAUAAUAAUAGGUGAUGAAAGCUAAAUAAAUAACUGGAAAUUAAAUUAAUAUAAUUCUAUCUAGUUGUUGGUCGUUAAUAUGUGCUGGAAAAUCAACAAAAAAGUAAUGAUGAACAACUAACUUUGAAAAAAUGUCCAUUUCAUACCAUACAAACCAUUUCUAAUCAUAAAAGUGAAAACAUGAAUUUUAAAAUAAAUUUGUAUUUUUCAUAGCUAACAAAGCUUCGGUCUUAACAAUAGGAUAAACUUCCAGUGCUACGUAUUUAUGUUUACAGUGCCUUUAUAGAUGAAAGUUCGAGUAAAUUAUGAUGUAAUUUUUGUAAUUUUUUCAUCAUUUUGCUGCGUACCAAUAGCCUUACAGUUCUGUUUAUGUUAACAGGAGGGGGAAUGGGCAAGGAAUCAGCUGACAGAAAAUUAAUAAUGACUGAAAUGAUUAAGAGAUGCCUCCCUAACUGAUAGGUGUGCCAAUUUUAGGCAAAACUGUACUACCUGUUAAUAUUUUUGAAAAUAUCUUUACUACCCGGGACUCACAAGAUUAAACUUAAUAUAAACAUAAUUGGUUUGUGCAAAAUGCUUAGUUCUUUUAUAAUUAUUCAUCAUUGCAAUCAUAAAUUUCUCUUUGUUACUGAUUUUAAAAUUCCUAUUAUGUAAAUCUUGUUAUACCAUCACAGUGUUUUAUUAAAAGCUUGGAGUAUUAGUGGUGGUAGUGUACUUGAAAUUUUGCUUCUUUUUAUGAUAUUUAAAUGUAGUACUAUUAGGUAUUCUGAUUAUUAACGAUAGCUAAUAUAUCGUACCUAGAAUAGUGCUGGAUAUUUCUUCUUCACAUGUUAUGCUUAAUAUCCAUAUACAUUGGAGCAUAGAUAAUACAGUACUCAUGUAAGAGACAUAAUGAUUUCUUCUCUUGGAGAAUGAGACAGCUCCCAAGUGUCUUUAUAAACAGCUCCCUUGUUCUCUUUUCUUUUUUUCUUCCAUUGCACUGUAUAAGUAAUUAAGAGUCCAGUAAAGUUCAGAGUCAGUUACACUCCUAUGAUAAUUAUACAUGUCACUUAAUGUAAGCACAUAGUAGGGAAAUUUACUAGUACCAUUUAGAAAAGUACAUUUAAAACCACUGAGAAAUCUGUUCCUAGUUCUUAUAUAGACACAGCAUCCAGUGAAAAAUUGAAAAGUUAUAGUUAAGAAAAAAAGUAAUUUAAAAUGUAAUAUACAUGUAAUACAGUUAGUGGUUUUACAUUUGAUGAUAUACAGAACUUGUGUGAUAGUACCUUGAUGCCCUAUCUGCAUUUGUAUGUGAUAGUACAGUGAUCCCUUUGUCCUUAUACUUCAUCAUUACAGAGGUGAAAAUUACUAACUACUCUUGUCCUUAUACUUUAUCAUCACAGAGGUGAAAAUUACUAACUACUCUAGUAGAAUUCAGUAUGACAGCAAGCUCUUAUCAAAGUUAUAGUCUUUACAAAUACUGUAGUAAAUUGUUUUGAAGUUCAUUAAAGCAAGAAUGUAUUCUACUAAAGUUCAUAACACUGUAUAAUGGUAUAUGAUUUUGAAUGACAUAAUAGUACAUUAUUAAUCUGAGGUUAUGGUGGACUAUUUGUAAUACUUCUUCCCUUGACAUAGUACUAGCUUUAUGUAUUCUCAUGAAAUUACAUGUAGGGUUAGCUACUAUAAUAUAAUAUGCAAAAGCCAUUUUCAAGUAGGUAGUCCCCGGUUAUCAAUGGGCUCGUUAAGACCGAUCCAGUUUUAUGGGGCUUGUCUAGUGGCAAAAAUCAGCGAUUUUCAGCGCCAGUGUGCACCAAUUUCUGCUUGUCUGUGCCAAUAAUCAGGUACUGGCACAGAUACAUAACUGAUAAAGGCACAGAUUUUCGGGGACUGCCUGUACUGCUAAGCACCUUAAUGUUGUCUAUAUCAAGAUGCAUGAUUGUAAGGUAGUAGAUUACUAACUGUUGAUAUUCAAAGCAAGACUAAAAUCAUGUCAGAAAAUUUAUUGGCUUAAGGAUACUUGAUUAUUUUUUGUACAGUUCAGCUUCAUUAAUGGCUAUGUGCAUUGUACCAAUCUAAAGACAGUUCAUUUUUAUAAAUUGUAUCAAAAGUUGUGAUACUAGUGAAACUCAUAUGAAGGCAGCUUACAUUAAUGUUGGGAGAUGAAGGUGCAGUAUAACAUAAUAGUUUAUUGGGGAUGUGCGUUAUUCAUGAGUAAGAAGGAAAUCUUGAAAAAUUGAUUGUUAUACUGGAGUAUUAGUUGUCAAGUUUGAAAUUUUAUGUUUCAAUAAUCAUUUAUUAUAAUAAAUUUGCAGAGGCUUAUUAAUUACUAUCUUUCAUUUGGUUUGGUACGUAUAUAUGUUAUUGCAUAACAAACUGCAUAUUUUUGUACUAUAUCCUUUUCUAAUUGAGAAUCAAGUUGGGUUUCAAAAGAUUCAAAGAAUCAAAACUGCUACACAAACAAAAUACAUAAAAUCUUUAAUUUCUACUCUGAAGUUUUUAUUUAUUGAAAAAUGCUCAAAAUUAUUCAAUUAGUCAAUUAGUAAUUUAUCGUCUGUUAACAUGAUAACGUUUUCAAAGAAGGGUAGUGACUGAUCACCUUUAAUGUUCAACUCUUAAAGAUAUCAUGUGUGGAUCAAGUGUAUAUAUGGUCUGGCAUAGUCACAUAUGUUGACUAUGUAUGUAGUUCAGUUCCUCAACUUUGUCCUUAUUCAUACCUGAUGGUCAAGUACCUAGGUAACAAGUAAGGAUAUGUCUUCUUUUAGAAACAAAGAUAGUACAUAUAUAAAAAGCAACCAAUUUUAACCAUGGUUAGCAUUGUGACACCUAAUAUCUUAUAAACUUGUAAAGGUAUUUAUAUAUAACCAGAAAAAACUGAUCUAUUUGACGUUAUUAAAAAGAAUAAGGAUUUUUUUUACUGAAAAUGUGAAAUUAUUUAACAUACCUUACUUGUGAUCUUGUGUUAUGACAACUAUCAAGGUUUAUUGAGAUAAAAGCAAAAAAUAUUUUUUCCAACAUACUAGUCUUGGGUACCUAACGCCAGAACUGCCAUCUCAUCAAAGUUUUAUGUGUUUUCAUAUUUUAAAGUUGCUCAUGUUUUAAAAAAUAUUGAAAUUUCCAUGCUAGUCAGGCAUUUUACCUCAAGCUGUAUGUAGCUGCCAAAUUUUGACCUUUUUAUAAAUUAAAAAUUACAUCUGAUGUUCUUCCAAGACCAAUUUUGUACCAUUUGGAAUAAAGUUGAUAAAGAUCUGUUAUACAGUACUAUAAAUAUGUACACUCGUAAGUUACAUAGGGAUUAUGUUCUUUAGGCAAUCCAUAAAAGGCAAAUUGGCAUACAUGCAGUAAUACCUCAUAAAAUUUUAGUGUAAAUAACCCAUAUCCAUAUACUGUGUGAUAUUCUAAACUUUAAAAAUAUAUUAAAUUGCAUGUAGCUACUAUUCUUAAAAUCUUAUUUACAUAAGAAUAGCUUUAUGUCACUCAUACAUCUUUCACUUAAAAAUAUUCAUGAUCAAGAUUUAAUCUAUUUAAGAACUAAACACAAUAUCCUAUCAUGAACAAAAUUUAGUAUUGUAAAUACACUGCAAAAGAAACUGGUUUCUCGCCAAUGGUGAUGAGUGAUAUAUACAUUAUUUUCUUGUCAAACUGUAGGAAACCAAAAUUGUAUAGAACUCGUUAGUACUCCCAAGUUGACUGUAUACUGUAUUUAAUUAUACUGAUAUUUACCAUUAAUAUGUACUGUUUAACCAAAAUUAUCCAAAGGAAAAUGAAGAACAUUCUAUUAUAUCAUUUUCCAACUUGUUAUAUGAAGCAUGUCUACUUAGCACUAUUAUCCUUAACAAAAUUAUUCAAUCCAUAGAAAACUGUAUGGAAUAAUAGGGAAGUGUUGUUGCUUAAAAGAAUAAUGACAGCAUGUGUACUGUAUUGAUUGUUGAUGAAAGGACAGUAAAAGUAGAAAGACUUCUGUAGCAAGGGCUUCCUUUCUUAUCAUUACUAGGCCAGGCUGUUAGCAACAUGACAGUUUAAAUAAUUAAGGUGUGAUUAGUUGUCAAGCCUAAACCAUUUGCAAACUAGAGGGAUUUAAUAUUAAAUUUAGUGACAUGUUCCAAUAUAAUGAGUUGGGAUUUAAUUUUAUCAUUUUAUUUCUUUGUACAGAUAUCUAUGUACUAUAAGGUUUUAAUUUAGAACAAUUUAUACUUUUUUAUUUUGAUGAGGAAAAGGCUAAUUGGAGGGGUUGCUGUGGUAGUGUUUAACACUCGCCCCAGUUUUAUACCGACACCUUUUAUAUAGGUGAGCGAGUCAGAGGCUUCUGACAUGUCCAAUUUAGCAGUUCUCUGGUAUUAUAGCAAUAUUUUACUAGAAAUAGUGCUAAAGCAGACAUAUUUCACUGGGCGACACGGCUUCCUCGCCCAGAAAUAGAUUUUUCCUACGUCAAAAUCCCUUUUUUAAUACAUACUUUUAAAGUUUGAGCCAAGAUCUCUUUUGAGGUAUGUUUUAUUCCAGAAAUGUUUAUUUACUGUAUUUUUCUGUUUCAAAGUUUAUUUUAUCUUCGUAUCUGCAAUUAUUGUAUUAUGUAGUAUAUAUUUGUUGUUUUUUAUUUGAUUUUCUUCUUUGUAAAAAAGCAAAACUUUGUGUAUAUGAACAGCAUUUAUUGUGGCCAAUUUUCAGUAGUAUGUACUACUACCAUAAGAAUGAUUAUUUUGAAUUGAAAUGUUGAAUAUUUUUCAAAAUACAGUACUAUACUUUCAUACCAGGGUAUUGUAAGUGCUCAAAAGAAUGCAAUUUGUAACCUGGAUUGCAUGACUAUCAUAUGGAGAUUUAUAUCUCUUGUGUUGAUAGUAAGGCAUGUAUGUUUACCUUUGUGAUUACUAGGUUAACAUUUUAACAUUAAUUGAUGAGACGUAGAGUUCUUCAUACAUCUGCUACUUUCUGUUCCUACUGUAUGUUGUCAAUAUGAGCUUCUUCACUGUUCUUUGAGCUGCUUAAAUUAAGCUAACAGAUAUUUGUUAUAUAAUUAUGUCCAUUUUUUAUUUUUUCUUGUUCAAUUUCUCUAAUAAUUUCAGAUUCCGAGGUUUAUCUUUUAGUAUGUUAAAGCAAUAUGACUAAUUGUGGUUCAGAACAUUACAUCAUUGUGGUUUUCUACCAACUGAAAAGUAACUAUUUGUAUUUAUUAUAUAGUGCUCAUCUGUCAUUCUCAUAUACUACUAUUACAGAUACAUAAAUUAUGCAAGUUUGGCACGAAGUUUAAUCAUUCUGUCAAAGGCAGAUUUUGUCACUUUUACUGGUUAUCAUUGUUAAAUACUUUACAUUCUGUACCUGUAAUAGUCAUCUGAGUAAGGCUGUUUUUUUCAUUCCUUUCAGCAAAUGAGAUACUGUAAGAUUUACUGUCACAACUGAGAUUCUGCAUAUGACAGCAAAAUAAUCUUUCAGUGUGGAUUUCCUGCAUAAUUUCUGCUUAAUUAGGUUUGCCACUGAUCCUUCCAGUUUUUAAGUAAUGCCUCUCCUUCAGUCUUCUUCAUUACGUGAGCUUAGGCUAUCUAAGAUUUAAUGUUAAAACUUCCUCCAAUAAUUAUUGGGUUAAGUUCAGAUGCAACUCAGUUUCAGCAAUGAUAUUUUAACUGCUUGUUAGAAUUAAAAUACUUUACUGAUAGAGCAAGAGUACAUGCAAUGAGUUUCUGCUUUUUUAUUGACAAUUUUGUACCUUGUGGAUGCACUUAUGUUCAUCAAGUUUAGUUUGCUGCACAUAGCAUAAUUCUGCUAGUUGUAAUUGCAUUAAACAUUUCUGAUGGACUGUUUAAUGGUACCCAGUUCCCUUUUUAUAAGACUGUGUUUAAUGGUACACCAUUCCAUUUUAUAAGAAAAGUGCAAUAGUUCCUUACAUGUUUGCAUUACUCAUACUUUGAUACAUUGAGUGAAUGGAAACUUUACUGUCUUGGUUGAGUGGUUUGUAUAGAACAACUUGCCAUUAUCAAUUGUUUUUUGGAUUUUUAGUUGAAAAUAUUUAGUACUGUAGUUUCAGUUUUAAGAAUAACCUGGCAGAGAAUUACAAAGUCUGACCUGCUUUAACAUUUUACAAUUUAUACUGUAUAUAUUUAUCACCACUCAUUUAAUGUUGAAAUGAGAAGCUUCUUGUCAUAAAUAAUUUAUUUCAACCAAAGAUC
Messenger RNA from Macrobrachium nipponense, 12648 nucleotides. Its product is annotated as ras-related protein Rab-9A-like. Bases 208 to 840 code for a protein of 210 amino acids. Gene Ontology annotation, cellular component: lysosome; late endosome; phagocytic vesicle. The record is from RefSeq and is a predicted model, not a curated record. The transcript has 7 exons. Lineage: Eukaryota; Metazoa; Arthropoda; Malacostraca; Decapoda; Palaemonidae. Gene Ontology annotation, molecular function: GTP binding; GTPase activity. Gene Ontology annotation, biological process: retrograde transport, endosome to Golgi.